CGGUAAUCGCAGGCCACAUUCCGAUUUCUACGUAUGUUGUCAUAUUCUUUUCACCUGGGUAAUAAAUAGACGCCUUUCUGGCGGGGUUCCCCGGCAACGUCGGACCUACCUUCGGAGAGAGCAGGACUAAAGCUGAGGUGGAUCAUCACUUUUGAAGCUGCAGGCGACGGAAAGCUCUGCCAUUUGUCGAUAACUUCAUAUGUAGUUGAAGGUUUUUCGAAGUUACAUUCCUCUUGCUUCUCGUUUCUCUAAGUCUACAACUCUCCAGGAAAAAGUCCCUUUAGUCUUUAGAACACCGACUUCCACCCUCUUCCACAAUGCCUACCAAAUCAGUCCAUCCGGACCUCGUAAUUAGCGAGUGCAAUAUACUCGACUGGCUUUUCCCAGAUGAGGCGUCUAUCUCUGAAACUCCGGUGUGGAUAGAUGCUUCAGACUCGUCCCAUUCUCUAUCUCCCAAGCAACUGGUCGGUUGGGUGAAGCGUUUUGGACUUGGCCUCCAACAAAUGGGAUUUACCACCGGCGACUCUGCUCUCAUCUUCAGCUACAACCAUAUAUUCAUUCCUGUUGCGUACUUGAGCACCGUGUGUCUUGGAGUUGCGUUCUCCGGCGCAAGCCCCGCGUUCACAGUUGCAGAGCUUGCCCAUCAGAUACGAACCGUGAAUCCCAAGAUUGUGUAUGUGCAUCCGACUUUAGCGAAGACAGCAAUUGCUGCUAUGAAAGAAGUUGGACUGCCAUUGGAUAGGCUAUAUCUUGCUUCUGAUACCCCCUGCGAAGAGACAGAUGGUUUGAAAGAUUGGCGGAGCAUUCAAGCUAGCGAACAGGAUGCUCGACAUUGGAGAUGGCCCGCUUUUACUAAGGAACAGUCGCGCAAGAUAGUGGGGACGAUCAAUUUCUCGUCGGGUACAACGGGUCUACCGAAGGGUGUUGCAGUAUCGCAUUUCAAUCUGAUAAGCAACGUCAGUCAGAUCCAGUCGAUCUAUAACUACGCCAAGGACGAGACAUGGCUGGGGUUUCUCCCUCUCUAUCAUGCGUAUGGCCAAUGCUAUGCCGUUCUGAUUGCUACGAAAAAUAACAUACCCAUCACCAUCAUGAAGCAAUUCAACUUGGAGCAGUACCUCCGUCUCAUUGAAGAGAAACGCCCCACCCGCCUUCAAGCCGUGCCACCCAUCCUCGUCAUGCUAGAUAAGCGACCGGAAGUCGCUAAGUAUGAUCUCAGCAGUGUGAAAGAGAUCCUCUGCGGCGCUGCUCCACUUUCUCGCGAACUACACCAUGCGAUUGAGAACAAACUGAACGUUCGAGUCACUCAAGGUUGGGGGAUGUCGGAAACGACGUGCGCGGGUACAGGUGUUCCUUAUCACAAGGAGCCGAUAACGGGAAGCGUCGGUCUCCUGCUGCCCAACACCGUAGUGAAGCUGGUCGAUGAUGCAGGAAAAGAAGUAAAGCUGGGUGAGAGGGGAGAGCUCCUCGUCCAAGGCCCUCAGGUAGCUUUGGGAUAUUGGGGCAAUAAGAAGGCCACGGACGAAACGUUCGUCGAUGGCUGGCUGACCACGGGCGAUAUUGCGAUCAUGAAUGCGGAGGGCUACAUCUGGAUUGUGGACCGGAUCAAAGAAUUGAUCAAGGUCAAUGCCCUGCAAGUCAGCCCGGCGGAGUUGGAAGCGGUCCUGAUCGAAAACCCGAAUAUUGACGAUGCAGCAGUGGUUGGAAUCACCCUAAACGACGAGGAACGGCCGCGAGCGUACAUCACACUUGCAGAGUCCGCGAGGGGCAAAAUCACAGAAGCACAAGUCCAAGAGUGGAUCAAAUCCAAGGUUGCGAAACACAAGUGGCUGGCAGGGGGAGUCGUACUCGUCCCCGAGAUCCCCAAACUUGCGAGUGGGAAGAUCCAGCGCAAAGUGAUGCGACAAUGGGCGAAGAGAGAUGCCGAGAUAAUUGAAAGCAGAGCAAAGGCUAAACUAUAGAAGUUGCGAUAGAAGCAGCAUAGAUUUUACAAGACGAGCUCACAAACUUCGGGGUACGGCUAGAUUCUUGAGAACAGGGGCGCCUCACGUCCUCCCCUGAACAAAUCCAAC
Molecule: messenger RNA, 2069 nt
Organism: Eremomyces bilateralis CBS 781.70
Lineage: Eukaryota; Fungi; Ascomycota; Dothideomycetes; Eremomycetales; Eremomycetaceae
Product: 4-coumarate-CoA ligase
Exons: 5
Coding region: 318-1958 (546 amino acids)
Biological process (GO): secondary metabolic process
Molecular function (GO): CoA-ligase activity
Source: RefSeq, a predicted model, not a curated record